AUGAGCAAUAGUCGUUUAAAUGUAUUGACAGUUGGUGCCAACCCUAAUCUUGUCUAUUAUUCAUGGAAGUUGAACAAGACUGGUGAUUUUAAGAUCCAUUUGUUGAACGAUGAAAUCAACCCUGAUAAUCAAAUUGUCAUUACAAAAAGUCAUGGUUCAUCAAGUGUUUUCAAUCCAGAUGUGAUAUAUUCUGAUUUCAGUAAAUUGUCUUUACAAACUAAAUUUGAUAUUGUGUUUUUAUCAUCAAAAUCUUUACAAGAUAUUUCAAACUUGUCUUCAAAUUUAUCACCAUUUUUAAACCCAAAUUCAGUCAUUCUUAUAGAAUCCACCGGGUUUGUCAAUUUAGAACCUUUUUUGAAAAAUUGCUUACCUUCAAGUUCAUCAAGUUCAAUUUUUUCAAUCUUAUCAACACUAGAUAUUCGUAAAUUAGAUCAAAAUCAAUAUUUUAUCAAUGAUACUGCAUUAACCCCUGAAAUCAUAAUUGGAGAAUCAAAUACAAAUAAUUCUAAAUAUCAAUCAACUACUUUAUCAAAAUUAAUUUCAAUUUCCAAGAUUUUCCAAUCAGCAUCUUCAAAUGAUUACAAAUUAACAAUUAAAAACACUUAUUUAGAAUUUUUAACUGAACAAUGGAAGUUAGCAAUCCCAAAAAUUUGUUUCAAUCCAUUAUUAAUUCUUUUUGAAGAAUCAAAACCUGAAAAUUUAUCAAAUCAAAUAUUGGCAAAACCUUUAUUAAGUGGAUUAGUUACAGAAUUGAUUACAGUGGCUAAGACUAUGGGUUGUAAGUUACCAGUUGGUUAUGAUAAUGAAUCUAAUUUGUUCAAAAGAUGGUGUGAUUUAUACUCAAAUAAUGGACAACCAGAGGAUGAUUCUGUUAAGUAUUUACAAUCACCAAGUUUCUUUUUCAACUUUUUCCAUAAAAACAGUUUAGAUAUUGAUAUGUUAUUAUUACAACCAAUUUUAUUAGCUGAUGAUUAUGGUAUCAAGACUCCAUAUUUGGAAUUUUUAUAUGCAACAAUUUGUCAAUUUGAUAAAUUUAACCAAUCUGGUGAUCAUUCAAUUUUCUUCAAAAGAUCUGAUGAUUCAAAAUUAAAGAAUCUAUUGAAAUCAAAUCAGUUUUUAACUGAAAAAUUAACUAUUAAAGAUGAUGAAUUGAAUAAUAUGAAUUCAAAAUUAAAAGAAUUGAAUCUGGUUCAACAAAAAAAUAUAGAUAGAGAGUCUCAAUUUAGUCAAUUAGUUAAUAAUGUGGAAUCACUGAAGGCUCAAAAUCAACAAUUGCAACAGCAACUUCAGCAACAAAUGGCUAAAUCAAAACAAAUUCAAGCUAGAGCUUUAGCCCAACAACAACAACAACAACAACAACAACAACAACAACAACAACAACAGCAUCUGCAACAGCAGCAAGAACCAAAUGAUAGAUCAAUUCCACCGGAACAAUCACCAAUUGACAACAAUUUCAAACAUUCUAUUGAAGGUACCCCAGAUUUACGCGAUUUAACAGAUGCUGCAUUAAUCAGUGCUUCCAUGGAAUCCCCAAUAAAGCAAAAUAAUGAGCCUCAAUUACCUCAACAAGCUCCACCAAAUUUACCAAACGGUAAUGUUAAUGGAUCAGCUACUACCAAUGGUAACGGCUUACAACCACCACAUGUUAUUCCACAAUUAUCUUCUAAAGAAUUGGAAUUACAGAAAAAGGAACAACUUUUAUAUUCAAAGGAAAUGGAAUUAAAUAAGAAAUUAUCCCAAUUUAAUAGAUAUCCUCAGCAACAACAACAAGGAGUACCACAACCACCACAGUUUCAAACACCAUAUCAUCAACAAAGUGGACAUAAUGGUAGUGGUGGAUCAUCAGCUGGGUUACAUCAUCCUUCACCAUUAUAUUCAGUUCAAAAUAGCUCAAGAAGUCAAGUUAUUCCAGGACCUAAUGGAUUACAACCAUUACAAACAUCUCAACUAACUAAUGGAUUACCAAAUGGUGGAGGUGGUUUAUAUCAACAACCGCAACAACAACAAGGACCUCCACAACCUCGUCGUGUUUCUACAAUGCCAGUAUUAGAUUCAAAUGAAAUGUUUACAAAUCCACAAUUUAAGAAAACUUCAAGAAAGAAUAGAAAAUCAAGUUUCCCAUUAGUCACACCUGGAUUAGUUGAUGAUAAUUAUGGUAUUCCAAUGCAAAAUAAUUUGAAUAAUAGACCAAUGAGAAAUCAUUAUCCAUCUCAAUCAACAAAUGGUAUAAUACCUCAACAACAGCCUGUUCCUCCUCAACAACAGCCUGUUCCUCCUCAACAACAAAUACCUUCAGCUCCAUCACAAUCUCAACAACCAUAUAGACCAAAUCCAACAAAGGCAUUCACAUCACCAACGAUUCCACAAGAAAAUCCAUAUUCAAAUUCUAAUUCAAAUUCUAAUUCAUCAAAUGAAUUGAAUCAAUUAGCUAAUACAUCUCAACCAAUAGUUGAUGAUAAUGCUAAACCAUUAGGUAUUAUAGGAAGUGCAAAUAAAGAAGGUGAUGAGAAGAAAAAGAAAAAGAAGGGAUUAUUUAGAAAGAAGUGA
Molecule: messenger RNA, 2547 nt
Organism: Hansenula anomala
Lineage: Eukaryota; Fungi; Ascomycota; Saccharomycetes; Phaffomycetales; Wickerhamomycetaceae
Gene: SVL3
Product: Svl3p
Exons: 1
Coding region: 1-2547 (848 amino acids)
Cellular component (GO): cytoplasm
Molecular function (GO): oxidoreductase activity
Source: RefSeq, a predicted model, not a curated record